This is a messenger RNA of Armigeres subalbatus, 970 nucleotides long. RefSeq lists its product as uncharacterized. Bases 512 to 970 code for a protein of 152 amino acids. The transcript has 2 exons. The record is from RefSeq and is a predicted model, not a curated record. NCBI's taxonomy places the organism in Eukaryota, Metazoa, Arthropoda, Insecta, Diptera, Culicidae.
AGAAGUCAGCCAUAGCAGCAGUGGAUUGGACCCGACGCGCUCGUCAUCAUUCGGACAUCAUCGGCAGCAGCGCUAGCAGAGUACCGACGCAGAAGGGGAGGAAAAGAGCUUGGGCAUCCAUCGGCGAGAUUCAUUCGUUGUCAUACUUUGACAUCAGCGCAUCAGCGGUGGUGAAAAACAACACCUACCCACUCGACGUUUACCAGUGGUAGUGGUACCAGAAAGCGCAGCAGCAUCGGAAUCAAACGGCCCUUUUCAGGGCCAAGGUUACAGAGGAAGAUUUAGCCAUACAAACUACACUGUCUGGUUUCACUGAGGAGAGGAACAUUCGGAGUCCGGUCGCAGUAACAAAAGCAACCGGCCCUUUAUCAGGGCCACAGUUAAUUGAAAGUUUUCCAUUGUUACUGCUCUGUCCGGCGGCAACAGCAGCUAUCUCAGAUCCGAUUUCGGAUCGGAAUCUUCAGCAUCGGCACCGAAUCAUCAAAUACUUGGGCGGAUAACCAGUGUCAUAAUGACCCCCGGCUACGACAAUGGCGCGGCUGGUAGCAGCACACAGUCUCCAGAGAAAUUUAUCAAGAUAGUAAAACGAAGUGCGGCCAAAAAAGUAUCGGAAGAAUUGGCCAAAGUGAAAGCAGAGUUGGAAAAGACUCGUUUGGAGAAGGAAGAAUUAAGCCGGAUCCUGGCGGAUCGGGAUAAGGAGGAGAAUGAAUUUUGCCAAGCUAGAUCAAGCACGAUCCGGGAGGAGCACACUGCAGAUAAUGAGACAUUGCUCACGACAAUGAACAACAUGUCACUGAGCAGUCUCAAUAUUCCAGAGUGUGUUCCGACAGCAGGUGAAACGGAAUUGAAUAAACGUGACUACGACCAUUGGAAGAACGUUCUGAACGCCUCCAUGGACCUCAUACAAGCAGUUGAUGAGUCAACGAGGAUCAAUAUAUUUCGCAUUAAAGGCAGGUACAUUGCUGCUUGA